GGCCAACCCGUUUAAACUUUCCUGAGGCGUUUGAGUGCAAACUGGGGACCCGAAGCGUUUAUCAUGUCACGCUUUAUGGAAUUGAGGGAGUUUGGCAACGCAGCGACGUUCCUGCGUAAAACCAACCUGGAGCAGCUCGCUGCGCAAGCCCAUGCGUUUGAUGGGAAGAAACGUGUUUGGAUUCCAGAUGAGAAAGAAGCCUACAUUGAGGUGGAGGUUAAAGAUACAGAUGGAGACAAAGUAAUGGUGGAGACCAAAUAUGGACAGAUGUUAACGGUGAGAGAGAAUGAUAUUCAGCAGAUGAACCCCCCUAAGUUUGACAUGAUUGAAGACAUGGCCAUGCUCACACACCUCAAUGAGGCCUCGGUUCUCUUCAACCUCAGCCGUCGUUACAGUUUCUGGAUGAUCUAUACAUAUUCAGGGCUUUUUUGUGUGACAGUUAACCCGUACAAAUGGCUUCCCGUGUACUCUGCUGAAGUGGUUGCUGCAUAUAAGGGGAAGCGUCGCUCAGAUGUUCCCCCACACAUCUAUUCCAUAGCAGACAAUGCCUACAAUGACAUGCUAAAAAAUCGUGAAAACCAGUCAAUGCUUAUCACCGGAGAAUCCGGUGCUGGCAAAACCGUCAACACGAAACGUGUAAUUCAGUAUUUUGCCAUUAUAGCUGCUCUCGGUGAAACAGCUAUCAAAAAAGGAGGUACAUUAGAGGAUCAGGUCAUUGAAGCAAACCCAGCUAUGGAAGCUUUCGGCAAUGCUAAAACCUUGAGGAAUGACAACUCAUCCCGCUUUGGAAAAUUUAUAAGAAUCCAUUUUGGUCCUACCGGGAAACUAGCAUCUGCUGAUUUUGAAAUCUAUCUUCUGGAAAAAUCCAGAGUGAUAUUUCAGCAAUGUGGUGAAAGAAGUUAUCACAUCUACUACCAGAUCCUCUCGCAUAGGAAACCAGAACUUCAAGACAUGCUGCUGGUUUCAUCAAAUCCCUUUGACUACCACUUCUGCUCGCAGGGUGUUACAACUGUGGACCACAUGGACGAUGGAGAUGAGCUGCUUGCAACCGAUCAUGCAAUGGACACCCUUGGUUUCACUCCUGAAGAAAAAUACGGCUGCUACAAGAUAGUUGGUGCCAUUAUGCACUUUGGAAACAUGAAGUUCAAAGUACGGCAGAGAGAGGAGCAAGCAGAGGCGGAUGGCACUGAAAGUGCAGACAAAGCCUCCUAUCUUAUGGGGAUCAGCUCAGCUGACCUCAUUAAGGGGCUGCUCCACCCGAGGGUUAAAGUGGGCCAUGAGUACAUAGUCAGGGGACAGACUGUCGAACAGGUCGCCUAUGCAGUUGGUGCUCUGGCCAAAUCCACCUAUGACCGUAUGUUUAAAUGGCUGGUUAGCAGAAUCAAUAGAACCCUGUACACAGCCCUCCCACGUCAGUUCUUUAUAGGAGUGCUCGACAUCGCAGGCUUUGAGAUCUUUGAGUUCAACAACUUUGAGCAGCUUUGCAUCAACUUCACAAAUGAAAAACUGCAACAGUUUUUCAACCAUCACAUGUUCAUCUUGGAGCAGGAGGAGUAUAAAACAGAGGGCAUCGAGUGGACCUUCAUAGACUUUGGAUUAGAUCUACAGACCUGCAUUGACCUAAUAGAAAAGCCUAUGGGCAUCCUGUCUAUUCUAGAGGAGGAGUGCAUGUUUCCUAAAGCCACGGAGAUUAGCUUCAAAGCUAAACUCUAUGAUAAUCACCUUGGCAAGUCUCCCAACUUCCAGAGACCGAGGCCUGACAAAAAACGCAAAUAUGACACCCAUUUCGAGCUGGUGCACUAUGCUGGUGUGGUGCCGUAUAACAUCAGUGGUUGGCUUGAUAAAAACAGGGAUCCUCUGAAUGAGACAGUAGUUGGAGUCUUCCAAAGGUCCUCCAACAAGUUAAUGGCAAGCCUCUUUGAGGACUUCAUCUGCAUUAAUUCAGGUACAGAAGGAAAGCCAGGAAGCAAAGAGAAGAGAAAGAAAGGUGCAUCAUUCCAAACCGUGUCACAGCUGCACAAGGAGAAUCUAAACAAGUUGAUGAAAAAUCUGAGAAGCACUCAGCCUCAUUUUGUGCGAUGCAUUAUCCCCAAUGAGACCAAGACUUCAGGGAUGAUGGAUCCGUUCCUUGUUUUGCACCAGCUUCGGUGCAAUGGCGUUCUGGAAGGGAUUCGCAUUUGCAGAAAGGGAUUCCCCAAUCGCAUUCUCUAUGCAGAGUUCAAACAACGCUACCGGAUCCUCAAUCCUGUGGCCAUCCCAGAGGACACGUAUGUGGACAGCAGGAAAGCUGUUGAAAAGCUUCUGGGUUCGUUGGACAUUGACCACACGCAGUAUAAGUUUGGCCACAGCAAGGUAUUCUUCAAGGCAGGACUUCUUGGUCAGCUGGAGGACAUGAGAGAUGAACGGCUGUCUGAGAUCCUUACCUUGCUGCAGGCUUUCUGCAGGGGUAAACUGAUGAGGAUGGAGCGAAAGAAGAUGAUGAUAGAAAAGGAAGCUUUGAUGGUGAUCCAGUGGAACAUUCGUGCCUUUUACGCUGUAAAGAACUGGCCAUGGAUGUGUCUGUUCUUCAAGAUCAAACCCCUGCUGAGGAGUGCAGCCACGGAGAAGGAACUGGUGGCACUGAAGGAGGAGUUCCAGAAGAUAAAGGAGGCUUUAGAGAGAUCGGAGGUGAAGAGAAAGGAGUUAGAGGAGAGACAGGUUUCUUUGGUACAGGAGAAGAAUGAUCUCUCUCUUCAGCUUCAAGCUGAGCAAGAUAACCUGGCAGACGCUGAGGAGCGCUGUAACCUGUUGAUCAAAGCUAAGAUCCAAAUGGAGGGAAGGAUUAAGGAGCUGAUGGAGCGUCUGGAGGAUGAGGAGGAGCUCAAUGCCACCCUCACAGCCACGAAACGAAAACUGGAAGAUGAGUGCGUUGAGCUAAAGAAAGAUCUAGAUGAUCUGGAAAUUACUCUGGCCAAAGUGGAGAAGGAAAAACAUGCCACUGAGAACAAGGUUAAAAACUUGGUGGAGGAAAUGGCCACAUUGGAUGAGAGCAUCUCCAAGCUGACUAAAGAGAAGAAAGCCCUCCAGGAUGCACAUCAGCAAGCCCUGGAAGACCUGCAGGCUGAGGAGAACAAAGUGAACAUGCUGUCAAAGGCGAAAAUCAAACUGGAGCAGCAGGUGGAUGACUUGGAGGGCUCUCUAGAGCAGGAGAAGAAAUUGCGUAUGGAUCUGGAGCGAGUGAAGCGGAAACUGGAAGGAGACCUGAAACUCUCUGUUGAGUCAGCCAUGGAUUUGGAAAAUAGCAAACAGCAUCUGGAGGACAGAUUGAAAAAGAAGGACCAUGAAAUGGCUCAGAUUAGUGCAAAGAUUGAUGAAGAGCAAGCUUUGGUGAUUCUACUGCAAAAGAGAAUAAAAGAAUUACAGACCCGUAUUGAAGAGCUGGAGGAGGAACUAGAGGCUGAAAGAUCAGCUCGAUCGAAGGCAGACAAGCAACGUGCCGAUGUGUCGCGGGAACUGGAGGAACUGAGCGAAUGUCUAGAGGAAGCAGGAGGUGCCACUGCGGUCCAGAUCGAGAUGAAUAAGAAGCGGGAGUCAGACUUUCUGAAGCUGCGGAGGGAUUUAGAAGAGGCCUCGCUGCAUCAUGAAACCACCAUGGCCAUGCUGAGGAGAAAACAUGCAGAUACUGUGGCUGAAAUGGGCGAACAGCUUGAUAACCUGCAGAGGGUCAAACAAAAACUGGAGAAGGAAAAGGCAGAAGCCAGAAUGGAGUCUGAGGAUCUGGCGUCUAACCUUGAGCAUCUCUCUAGAGCCAAGGCCACAACCGAGAAAAUGUGCAGGAUGUACGAGGACCAAUUAAACGAGUCUAAAACCAAAGUGGAGGAACUCCAGAGGCAGCUAAUGGACGUGACCUCUCAAAAAGCACGAGCCCAGACAGAGAGUGGCGAGGUUGGUCGCAGACUGGAAGAGAGAGAAGUUCUGGUCAUGCAGCUGCAGCGAACAAAGACUUCUCUCAGUCAGACUUUGGAAGAGCUCAAGAAACACUUGGAAGAGGAAUGCAAAGCAAAGGGCAGUUUAGCUCAUGCUGUACAGUCCUCCAGGCAUGACUGUGACCUCUUGAGAGAGCAGUUUGAGGAAGAGCAGGAGGCCAAAUCCGAGUUACAGCGUGCUUUAUCUAAAGCAAAUGCGGAGAUUGCUCAGUGGAGGACAAAGUAUGAGACUGAUGCCGUUCAGAGAACCGAGGAGCUAGAGGAGGCCAAGAAGAAGCUGGCUGCUCGUCUUCAGACAUCAGAGGAAACUAUAGAAGCUUCUAAUGCCAAGUGUGCCUCCCUGGAGAAGACCAAACACCGACUGCAGACGGAGAUUGAGGAUUUGAUGGUUGACCUUGAGAGAUCUAAUGCCGUGGCUGCUGCUUUGGACAAAAAGCAACGCAAUUUUGAUAAGGUCCUUUCUGAAUGGAGGCAGAAGUUUGAGGAGACACAGUCAGAGCUGGACAGCUCUCAAAAAGAGUCCCGCAGUCUUAGCACAGAACUCUUCAAGCUGAAAAACUCUUAUGAAGAAGCACUUGAUCAGCUGGAGACGAUCAAAAGAGAGAACAAAAACCUUCAAGAGGAAAUUACUGACUUGACAGAACAGAUUGGUCAAGAUAAUAAGGCUAUACAUGAGCUUGAGAAGGUAAAGAAGACACUGGACCAUGAGAAGAGUGACAUUCACGCAGCACUGGAGGAGGCGGAGGGCACUCUGGAGCACGAGGAGAGUAAGACCUUUCGUAUCCAGCUGGAGCUCAGCCAGAUCAGAACUGAAGUUGAAAGGAAGCUUGCAGAAAGGGAUGAAGAGAUUGACAAUCUCCGUCGAAACCACCAGCGGGCCUUGGACACCAUGCAGACCACGCUGGAGGCUGAGACCAGGGCCCGGAAUGAGGCCAUCAGGGUAAAGAAAAAGAUGGAGGGAGAUCUGAAUGAGAUGGAGAUCCAGUUGAACCAUGCGAACAGACAAGCUGUGGAGUCUCAGAAACUAGUUCGCAACCUACAGCUUCAAAUGAAGGAUCUGCAAGUGGAGUUUGACGAGUCUAGGCAUCAGUGUGGAGAUCUGAAGGAGCAGGUGGUGAUCACAGAACGCAGAAACAAUCUGCUCACAGCAGAGGUGGAGGAAUUGCGUGAAGUGGUGGAGCAGACAGACCGCAUGCGCAAAGUCGCUGAGCAUGAGCUUCUGGAAUCCAGUGAGAGAGUGAAUCUGCUGCAUACUCAGAACACAGUAGUGUUGAACCACAAAAAGAAGUUAGAGAGCGAUCUGUCCGUGUUGUCUGGGGAGGUCGAUGAUUCUCUUCAGGAGUGCCGCAAUGCUGAGGAGAAGGCGAAGAAGGCCAUAACUGAUGCAGCCAUGAUGGCAGAAGAACUGAAGAAAGAACAGGACACUAGCAGUCACCUAGAGAGGAUGAAGAGAAACAUGGAGCAAACUAUUAAAGAUCUGCAGAUGCGCUUGGAUGAAGCCGAACAGAUCGCUCUGAAAGGAGGAAAGAAACAGAUUCAGAAAAUGGAAAAUCGGGUGAGGGAACUCGAGGGAGAGCUGGAGUGUGAACUGAAGAAAAGUGGAGAGUUCCAGAAGGGAAUACGCAAAUAUGAGAGAAGAAUUAAAGAGCUCACGUACCAGACAGAGGAGGACAAAAAAACUCUUUUGAGGAUGCAAGUCAUGAUUGAAAAACUACAGGCUAAAGUGAAGAGCUACAAGAGGCAUGCCGAGGAUGUAGAGGAGGGCGCCAACAGCAAUCUGACCCGCUUCAGGAAGAUCCAGCACGACCUGGAUGAAGCUGAAGAGAGAGCGGAUAUUGCCGAAUCUCAAGUCAACAAGCUACGGGUUCGUACCCGAGAGACUCACGUUGUUAAGAUCACGGAAUGAAGCCCGAAUAAGGAUGUGUAUUAGAUUGAUGUAACGUGUGAAAACCUUUUAUAGUCUUCAGAAAAUGAGCAAGGCACAAGUCUGACUGAUGCUAACUGAGGGUUAAUGCAAAUGAACUUGUCGUGAUCGAUAAAUGAAAAAUACAUUUUUAAAGGUCAAAUAAAUAUUUAGAAAUGUUUAAUUUUAUGUCCAGCUUUCUGUCAAGGGCCCUCUGCGACUUUGAAGGGUUUUAGGCUACAGCUUUGGAGUGUUUUGGAAAUCGUGUCAGUGUUAUUACAGUAUGGGUGAAGAACAAGGACAUUUCAAAGGGAUAUAUUUCCCUGUCUGCACCCCUCUGUUGUUUUGACAGUCUUUGGAUUGAGUUUUUCUUAAGAUGUUCUAUUUAUCACUAAAAAUCAUCUUCAGUGAUUCAAACGUUUGCAUGAUCCUGUCAUGUUGCACAUAAGUUCAUUUAAAAUAAAAAUGCCAAUACUGUG
Triplophysa dalaica is the source of this 6347-nucleotide messenger RNA. It is a transcript of the gene myh7bb, whose product is annotated as myosin, heavy chain 7B, cardiac muscle, beta b. Gene Ontology annotation, molecular function: ATP binding; cytoskeletal motor activity; actin filament binding. The record is from RefSeq and is a predicted model, not a curated record. The transcript has 43 exons. Lineage: Eukaryota; Metazoa; Chordata; Actinopteri; Cypriniformes; Nemacheilidae. Gene Ontology annotation, cellular component: myosin complex. The coding region runs from base 64 to 5871 and encodes 1935 amino acids.